UCUCUUAAGAAGCGCGAAACGAGCGAUCGAGAAGCUUGUGCACUUGCAAUUAAUUAAUGGCGUGUUCGUUCAGCACCAAUUACGUUACACCUAUGACAGCCCUCUGGCUGGUAUGGCUGCUGGCCGCCGUGGCGGAGGCCUCAAUUUUCCGGACGAUGCAGACCACCGAGACGGUGACGGUCGACGACGACUUGGUAGAAUACGGUAGGGAGUGGCCUGGUUCUUUGAUGUGCCGAAUGGAGCAAAUGGAUCUGGACGACUGCAAGAGCUACGUGGAGCAUGGUAGGGAUGGCGUUCCUUUGCUGGGGUUCAGGAGCGGAGGGAGCAGAGAGAGGCCGCCGCGCCAGUGCUGCCAACAGCUGAAGGUGACGAGGCAAGAUUGCAGGUGCGAAGCCAUUAGGCAGUUGGUAUCGGGAGGCAGCCAGAGGGGAGAAGAUGUGGAGGGGAGGGUCGCUGAUGAAUGGAUGAUGAAGAGAGCGGAGAACCUCCCCAAGACUUGCGGCCUUAGCCGUCACCAUUGUUCCAUUCAUCAAGUUGGUAUUCGCUCAACCUUCUGAUCAGAGACGACGAUUUUGUUAGAAGAGAGCAAUAAGAGGCAAGGUUCGAUGUCGCUCCUUCGAGCUGCCCCAUUUUCUACUCCAGAAAGGUGGAGAGGAGGAGUCCUGGGAUACAGCAUUGGCUGCUGGUUUUCAUGUUUUUCGCUGGUUGAUUAAGGAAAUAAUAUUAACUAUCCGACUUGAACUCAAGAUCACGUUUUGUAUUGAAGUCCAAACUUCUCUUCAAUCUCGUUCAGAAGAAUAAGAAAAUUGUUAUUCUUUGGUUCC
Messenger RNA from Nymphaea colorata (pocket water lily), 824 nucleotides. RefSeq names its product 2S seed storage albumin protein-like. Gene Ontology annotation, molecular function: nutrient reservoir activity. The record is from RefSeq and is a predicted model, not a curated record. Bases 57 to 557 code for a protein of 166 amino acids. Lineage: Eukaryota; Viridiplantae; Streptophyta; Magnoliopsida; Nymphaeales; Nymphaeaceae. The transcript is spliced from 2 exons.